AUGGGCAGACUGCUCCAACCAGGAAUGCCAGAGUUAAAGCAGGAGGUAUUCGUAGACAGAGAGAGAGAGAUCACAACAAUGGCACAGCAUUGUCUGAAGGUCAUAGGCAUUGGACGCAUGGCUGGUGGCGCUAGAAACAACUAUAGUGCUCCAAUAUUGGUGACUUCACAGAUGUGGGGAUCAGGCAAGACCCAUCUUGGAUUACACUUCGUCGACCAGGUUAGGACCGAACAAAACAUCAAAGCCGCUGUUUUGGAGAUGUAUGAAACAAUGAGGUUGCCGAACCAGACAAACAUCGAGCAAGACUGGGCACGGCUUGUCUCUCUUCCCACCAUCUACAUCGACAUGAGGAUGAUUUCCUGCCCAAUGGAUCGUCACUUCUCCAAGGAGGAAAGGCUGUCAGCACUCUGUCAAUGCUUGAUCACUGUUGGAAGUGGAAGUUACGAUCAACAACAGCUCAAUCCAACUGUUGUCACGCGGUGCAUUCCCCAGAGCUUUGUGCACAUUGACGAGAUCGAUCAUAUCUUCAACAACUCGAAGGAAACAAUGGAGAUCAUCUGUUAUCUCUGGAGCAAUCUGUUCCAAGCACUGGCACUUGUUGGCUUUCCUGUCUACAUCUCUGGACGCACGUCAUCACUCUUGUCGAUCAACAAGCACUUGUUUGCUCCCCAUCCAUCGUCUCCACAGAACUCCGUGAUCAGACAUAUCCUUCUUGGCAUGUUCAACAGGGAGCACAUUGCUGAAUACACAAGAGCGAGAAUGGACAAGGACACUCCAGACCAGACAAUCACCUCCAUCAUGGAGGACGCACCGCUCAACAGUACCAAGCUGAGAGACUACAUCAGAGCCGAGGGACACACUGCCCAGCUUGCGCCCUAUUUAUCAUUCGAUGAGAACAAGAGGUCAUUAUACAUCUCUCUUUGCCUUGCAUCACUCUUCAAGAUCCAGGUCAGAUUGAAUGACGAGCUAUUACAGAAGCAACUUUGGGGCUACAAGCACGACUCUGUCGUCAACUAUGCUGACCUCCUCCAGUCAUUGAAUGUCUACAUUCAGCCCAUUGCCAGUCAGGAAGGUCAAGUCAACAUCCAGAUCCCCCAGAUUUCCAUCGACGAGUUAGUUGAGAAAUUUCCCAAUGAAGCCGGCAUCAAAGAGUACUCUGAAAUGUGCAACGAGCUAAAGCGACAAACCCAGAACUCCUCAAUGCGUGCAACCGGCGAGCCCUUGGAGCUCUCAUUUGCCGCGUGCAUCAUCCUCAAAAUGCUACAAGCUCCACAGCACGGAGCACGCUCCUACCAUUCCCAUCACUGCGCCUCUGCCAUUCUUAAAGGUAUUUACUCCUGGCUGUUCCAGGAUGGCGACGUCUUGUCACCAACUAACGCACGCUAA
This is a messenger RNA of Acytostelium subglobosum LB1, 1386 nucleotides long. RefSeq lists its product as hypothetical. The record is from RefSeq and is a predicted model, not a curated record. The transcript has 3 exons. Bases 1 to 1386 code for a protein of 461 amino acids. Lineage: Eukaryota; Evosea; Eumycetozoa; Acytosteliales; Acytosteliaceae.